AUGAGCAUCGCUGGCGGUGUGAGCUGGGAGGGAGUACUAUUGCCAUUGCGCCACAUCUCCGAGGCCUGGAUUUGGACUACAUGCUUCAUCAUCUAUAUCUCCUUCACAUAUUUCGCAGUCUUGAAUGUUGUGACGGCCGUCUUCUGCAAUUCUGCCAUUGAAUCUGCUCAAAACGACCACGCCACCGUUGUGCAGAACAUGUUGGACAACAAGGAGUCUCACCUGAAGAAGCUGCGCGCGCUCUUCAGCAAGUUCGAUAUUCAGGAAAACGGUGGCAUCACAUACGGCAUGUUCGAGGAGAAGCUAGAUUCUCCAGCCGUUCGAGAGUACUUCGAGACGCUGGGGCUUGAUGUAUGGGAUUCAUGGUCCUUCUUCAAGCUUCUCGACCAAGAUGGCGGGGGCCUGGUGGAGGUGGAGGAGUUCUUCAUGGGCUGCCUCCGGUUUAGUGGGCAAGCUCGGGCCAUGGACGUUGGCAAGAUUAUCCAAGACCAAGGGUGGAUCAUCCGAAACCAGGGCCGCUUUCAGAGUUUCGUGGAGGGCGAGCUGCACAAAAUGCACGAGCAGAUGGCCUCGUUGACUGGGUUUCUCAGCUCCAUCUCGCGCGGCGUCGCUUGCGAGCAGCUCUAA
Symbiodinium pilosum is the source of this 627-nucleotide messenger RNA. The record is from the annotation of a GenBank genome assembly. Lineage: Eukaryota; Dinophyceae; Suessiales; Symbiodiniaceae.